AUGUAAUGACGGAGCUGAUUUCGAUCGUUUUCACGAGGGCGUCGAGAAUUGACGUCAACGAAAUGUUUUUGUCGUGUUACAAGGUUAUCGAAAACAGUUCUGCUUGUGGGUGUUUCCUUAAAGCACUUUAUUUGCAAAAUAAACCUGAACUUGUAGUUGCUUGCCUUUGUAACCAAGCUUACCUAGUAGUGACACGAACGGACUGGAGACUGCAAGUGGCAACUGGGACUAUCCGGGUUUUUUUUUUUGGUUUUUUUUUUUUUUUUACAUGAAUCCAGCACUUUCUGUAAACAAUGUAAAACUCUGCUCCCUAAAUCAUCAACUAUGGCUGCAGUAUGUUUAUGACUUGCCAGUUUCCUGUACAUGACAGCUCUAUAUCACUGAAAUGGUGGCUUAAAAGACACACACUCACAUAUAAGCUCAAACCUUGCAACUGAACAGGCUUUGCUUCAGUCCAUCCAUGUCUGGUGAUGUGUUUCGCUCAGGAGGAGGUUUAUUAGCGUUUACUGCGGACACAUUUGCGGAAUGUGGUGCUUGAAAAUAAACUGAAUGACAGGGUACAUGGAGACAACACAAGACUGCGCCUGUGACAAACUUGUGCAAGGGAAACCCUUGGGAGGUCCCCAGAGAAGAUGGCAUUCUGGAGGAGAAAUACUCACAUUGAAAAGGAACGCCAUGUGAAAGCCAACGCAUGGGACUACAAUGACAAGUUCUCAUAUGCGGACAAUCGCAUCAAAACCUCAAAGUACAACGUCUUCACCUUCCUGCCCAUCAACUUGUUUGAGCAGUUCCAGAGGGUGGCAAAUGCUUACUUCUUAGUGCUGUUGAUACUGCAGUUAAUUCCAGAAAUUUCCUCUCUGUCCUGGUUCACAACCAUCGUGCCUUUGGUGUUGGUGCUGGUAAUCACGGCUGUCAAGGACGCCACAGAUGACUAUUUCCGUCAUAAGAGCGACCAGCAAGUCAACAACCGCCAGUCUCAGGUUCUCAUCAGGGGGAGUUUGCAGAAUGAGAAAUGGAUGAAUGUUCGAGUGGGGGAUAUCAUCAAACUAGAGAAUAAUCAGUUUGUUGCUGCAGACAUCCUCCUUCUCUGUAGUAGCGAGCCCUAUGGACUGUGCUAUAUUGAGACUGCAGAGCUAGAUGGAGAGACGAAUCUGAAAGUUCGUCAGGCUUUGACCGUCACCUCAGAUUUGAGAGAUAUUACAAAACUGAUGGACUUUGAUGGAGAAGUCAUUUGUGAGCCACCAAACAACAAGCUGGAUAAAUUCACAGGAACUUUAUACUGGAAAGACAAUAAAUACCCUCUGGAUAAUGAAAAAAUGCUGCUGCGAGGUUGUGUACUCAGAAACACUGAGUGGUGCUUUGGAAUGGUCAUCUUCGCUGGGUUGCAAACCAAACUCAUGCAGAACUGCGGACGGACUGCAUUUAAAAGAACAAGUAUUGAUAAACUAAUGAACACUUUGGUUUUGUGGAUCUUUGCCUUCCUCAUCUGUAUGGGAGUCAUUUUGGCCAUUGGAAACACUAUUUGGGAGAGCUGCAUUGGCAGAAACUUCCAGGUAUUCUUGCCCCGGGAGGCGUUUCAGAGCAGUGCUGUUUUCUCUGGCUUCCUCACCUUCUGGUCCUACAUCAUCAUCCUCAACACUGUUGUGCCCAUCUCACUGUAUGUCAGUGUGGAAGUUCUGCGGCUCGGUCACAGUUACUUCAUUAACUGGGACCGGAAGAUGUACUACAGUAAGACGGACACUGCGGCAGAAGCUCGCACCACCACCCUGACCGAGGAGCUGGGCCAGGUGGAGUUCAUCUUCUCUGACAAGACAGGCACCCUCACCCAGAACAUCAUGGUCUUCAGCAAGUGCUCCAUUAAUGGACAGACGUAUGGUGACGUCUAUAAUGAAUUUGACCAGAAGGUGGAAAUUACAGAAAAAACAGCCUGUGUGGACUUUUCCUUCAACCCUCUCUGUGACAGAAGGUUUAAGUUUUACGAUGGCAGCCUGGUUGAAGCCAUUAAACUGGAGGAUCCUGCAGUGCAGGAGUUCUUCAGACUGCUGGCUUUGUGCCACACAGUCAUGCCAGAGGAGAAGAGUGAAGGACACUUGGUGUACCAGGCCCAGUCGCCUGAUGAGGGAGCCCUGGUCACUGCAGCACGAAACUUUGGGUUUGUCUUCCGGGCCCGAACCCCCGAUACCAUUACACUGUGUGAGAUGGGACGAGCUGUCACCUACCAGCUGCUGGCCAUACUGGACUUCAACAACGUGCGCAAGAGAAUGAGUGUCAUUGUGAGAAAUCCACAGGGCCAGAUAAAACUAUACUCCAAAGGAGCUGACACUAUUAUCUUUGACUGCCUGGAUUCAUCUAGUGAAGACCUCAUGUACACUACCUCAGAACAUCUCAGUGAAUUUGCUGGAGAAGGACUUCGAACAUUAGCUCUGGCCUACAAAGAUCUCGAUGAAGAUUAUUUUGAAGUUUGGAUGAAGAAGCUUCUCUUCGCCAGCACUGUAAUUGAGAACCGCGAGGAUCAGCUGGUCGUUCUCUACGAUGAAAUCGAGCAGGGCUUGAAGCUUCUAGGAGCCACAGCAAUCGAGGACAAACUUCAGGAAGGAGUCCCAGAAACUAUCGCCUGUCUAAAUCUAGCUGAUAUCAAGAUCUGGGUCCUCACGGGAGACAAACUAGAGACAGCGAUGAACAUCGGCUACUCCUGCAACAUGCUGCGAGACGACAUGAAUGAGGUGUUUGUUAUCUCUGGCCACACACUACUGGAGGUGCAGCAGCAGCUCAGGAGUGCUAAAGAGCACAUUCUCGGCCUGAGUCGAGUUAGCAGUGCAGGAGAUGUUGAGAAGACAGAUAUGUUUGCAGAUGACUUGGUAUUUGAAGAAACCAUUAUUGCAGAGUAUGCCUUAGUCAUCAAUGGACACAGUUUGACUCAUGCUCUGGAGCCACAGUUGGAGCACAUCUUGCUCGACCUGGCCUGUUUGUGUAAAACAGUCAUCUGCUGCCGGGUCACUCCAAUGCAGAAGGCCCAGGUGGUGGAGCUGGUGAAGAGGCACAAGAGGGCCGUCACCCUGGCCAUUGGAGAUGGAGCCAAUGAUGUCAGCAUGAUCAAGACUGCUCACAUCGGUGUUGGCAUCAGCGGUCAGGAGGGGAUGCAGGCCGUUCUUGCAUCAGAUUACUCCUUCGCUCAGUUUCGGUACCUGCGGCGGCUCUUGCUGGUGCACGGACGCUGGUCCUACUUCCGCAUGUGUAAUUUCCUGUGCUAUUUCUUCUACAAGAACUUUGCCUUCACGUUGGUACACUUCUGGUACGGUUUCUUCUGUGGUUUCUCAGCUCAGACUGUGUAUGACCAGUGGUUCAUUACCCUCUUCAAUAUAGUCUAUACAUCUUUACCAGUCCUGGCGAUGGGACUUUUUGAUCAGGAUGUCAAUGACCAGAACAGCCUUCGCUACCCGAGCCUGUACAAACCCGGCCAGCAAAACCUUCUCUUCAACAAACGCCAGUUUUUCCUGUGCACACUGCAGGGGAUAUGCACAUCAUUCCUGCUCUUCUUCAUUCCCUACGGAGCCUUCUCCGUCAUGGUGAAAGAGGACGGCUCCCCCUUUUCUGACCAACAAGCAUUUGCUGUCACCAUAGCAACAUCCUUGGUCAUUGUCGUAAGUGUUCAGAUUGGACUUGACAAACACUACUGGACAGCUGUCAAUCACCUCUUCAUAUGGGGCAGCCUGACAGUGUACUUUGCCAUAUUGUUUGCAAUGCAAAGUGACGGCAUAUUUGGCAUCUUUCCAAGCAAUUUCCCAUUCAUAGGCACGGCACGUAACUGUCUAUCAGAGAAGAGUGUAUGGUUGGUUAUUCUGCUCACCACUGUGGUGUGUGUUGUGCCCGGCUUAGCAGUCAGCUUCCUGAGAGCAGACCUCUUCCCAACUCUAACAGAUAAGGUUCGUCAUCUACAACAGUCCAGAAAGAGGGAAAGACCUCAGGAGCAGAAUCUGAGGCGAGUACGCAGAACGAGCUCCCGCCGCUCUGCCUAUGCCUUCUCUCACCAACAGGGCUACGGAGAGCUGAUUACCUCAGGCAAAAACAUGAGGACGAGCACAGUGUCUUCUGCUUGCUCCCCUGAAAGAACACCACACAGCCCCACCUGGAUAGAAAAUAUGUUAAAGAGAAAGAACGAAGUCUCGUGCGUCUCUGAUGAAAGCACGGGAGCACCAGAGAGCAGCAACAGAGCAAAAGAGACUCCAGAGCAACAGCACACAGACUAAACUCGACCUCUGACUAACAGAUACUGUAUACACUAUAGGAUCCCACAGACCAAGCACAAGGUAUGAGUGUCCUUCAUUUGGGUGAAUUUAUGCUCAAAUCCAACAACACAGUCGUACCUCGUUUUUUAUUAGUGUGAAUCUUAUAUUGAAUUUUAAAGGCCAAUCAAAACAUGAUUAUCUAGAGGAACCAUUUCCAAAAAAAAGGCAGCCGAUUGAAAACAGAUAAUGGAAAACGUUUUCAUCUUUAUCAUGCAGGGCAUUUGUUUAAUGUGCAAACUCAGCCUGACAACAGCAGGUAUAUUUUAGGACAACAUUAAGCAUGAGUUGCCAAAGUUAAAGAAAUAUUUGUCAUCCUGAUCAUCCAUCAACUGAUCCAAUUUAAUCUUUAAAUGGUUGGUUUAUUUAUUCAAUAUUAUUUUAAUGGCAUGUCCUUGUCUGAUUAAGAAAGAAAGAUUGGUACAUUUCAGUACCUUAAGAGGAACCUUUUGCUGUCACAAACAAACUACAUAUAUAAAUAACAUAAGCAAAAAUGAAGGUAGCCCCGAGCACCAGUACAAAAAGUUUAAGACUUCCGUAAAGCCUAUGCACUGAAACUCUCCUCUCAACCUACAUCCAAAGUGCUAAAACAUAAGUGUUUCUGUAAACACUUAAGUGAAGCUGCUGAAUAUGAUGACAAGCACAACUUAAUUAUUGAUUUAAAUACUUUUUACUGACUCCAUAUUUUGCCAUAUGGAACUUGUAAUGCCACAAUUCUGAAUGUCUGUGUUCCCUGUGCUGUGCCUUGCAUGGUUCCUGUUAAAGAUAAUCCAUCUUUUCUAUUUGAUAUUUGAUGAUUCUUUGGCUUCAGUUUAUUCAAAGAAAUGUGUGAAACUGGAAUGCAGGGCUUGAAUCUGAUAUCCUCUAAAGAAAAAUCCUCUUUAAAAUACAGGUUUAUCCCUCACUUUAAACAUUGUGCAGCUGCUGUACAACAUUUGAAUGAUCAUUAUCAAACUCCAAACACGAUGUCCGUUUCAAUUUGGUUCUCAGGCUGCUUCCCAAAAUAGAGGAUGAAUAAAAUAAAAUACAGGAAAUUAGAUUUAAAAGCCUCAAGUAUUUAAACCAACAACAAUUAUAUCCUCUGUUAUGUACCAAAUGUUUAGUAGAUAUUUUACCAGAAAGAGGGAAAGGGAAAACUGUCUGCGUGAGGUCCAAUGUGAUAAAAGUCCCUGAACAGAUUUAAAUGCAGAAUGCUGCAGUUACAUUCAGUACAUUACAAUAGCAUGUGCCUUAGACCACUGAGCCUCCACCAUCACUGCUCUCUAAUGAAGUGAUCCCUGCAGAAGCUCAACUCUCGCGUGUGAUCUUACAAUCAAUCUUCCUACCCUGAUUUCCCAGUGGCUCAUGCACCUUUAACACAACACAAACCCCAACAGUGAUGCUGUUCCAAUGACUACUUCAAAUGCAAAUGUAAAGCCUGAAAAUAUUCAGCACAUUUAAUUCAAUUUGCCCUUUUAAACUAUAUUAUGUUCAUGUAUAAAAUGUAAAAAAAAUAAAUAAAAAGGAUGGAUGGAUUUUAUACAACAGCACACAUUAAACAUUAUUGUUUAAUAGUU
Molecule: messenger RNA, 5839 nt
Organism: Siniperca chuatsi (mandarin fish)
Lineage: Eukaryota; Metazoa; Chordata; Actinopteri; Centrarchiformes; Sinipercidae
Gene: atp8b4
Product: ATPase phospholipid transporting 8B4
Exons: 29
Coding region: 633-4247 (1204 amino acids)
Biological process (GO): Golgi organization; phospholipid translocation
Cellular component (GO): plasma membrane
Molecular function (GO): ATP binding; ATPase-coupled intramembrane lipid carrier activity; magnesium ion binding
Source: RefSeq, a predicted model, not a curated record